CAAGUUUGUCGAGAUGUCCAUUGCAGGUGUUCAUGAUACACCAGGCAAGACUGCGGAGGUGGGCACUUAUGGCGUGCACGACAACGUCCAACAUGGCGACUUUGUCACCGAGAACGAAGAGAGGGAUUUGAGGCGAGGUCUAGCGCAGAGGCAUAUUCAGAUGAUUGCGCNNUUGCUGGUAACAAAAUCCCAAUUGCGUCUCUUUACAUGGUCUGACACAACUGCAGGUGCAAUCGGGACUGGACUAUUCCUUGGACUUGGAUCCUCUUUACAGACUGGUGGACCUCUCGGCGCUUUACUCGGAUAUGCUUUCGUUGGUCUCAUCGUUUGUGCUGUUCAAUUCGCUCUUGGUGAGGUUACUGCACUUUUACCUGUUACUGGAUCUUUCAUCCGCCACGCCGAGUUUCUUGUUGAUCCUGCAUUGGGCUUUGCUAUAGGAUGGAACACCGUCUAUGGCAAUNUUUUGAGCAUUCCUUCGGAGAUUUCGGCGAUCACUGUACUUUUCCAGUAUUGGACUGACAUCAACUCAUCUCUCUGGAUCAUCAUCUUCAUACUGUUGACUUUCGUGGUUGGCAUCACAUUCGUCGGCAUUUAUGGCGAGGUCGAGUUCUUCAUGGCAAUGUUGAAGAUCACUUUGAUCGUUGGACUGGUUAUCCUAGGUCUUUGCAUUGAUCUUGGUGGUGUACCGGGAACCUCACGCAUAGGCUUCAGAUACUGGGUAAAUCCGGGUCCUUGGGUUGAACACAUUGCUUCUGGAUCGUGGGGCAAGUUCCUCGGGUUCUGGUCCGUCAUGAUCAAUGCAGUGUUUUCCUUUUCUGGAGUCGAGUCCAUCGCUAUGGCUGCUGCCGAAACAAGAAACCCGCGUCAAAACAUUCCGAAGGCGUGUAAAAGAGUAUUUGCACGUGUAGCACUUUUUUACAUCGUCACUGUCCUGAUCGUGGGCAUGUUGGUGCCCAGUGAUGAUGAGCGUUUGAAUGAUGAGAGCGGCACUGCAGCCCAAAGUCCGUUUGUGAUUGCUGCUUCCGCGGCUGGCAUCAAGGCCAUCCCAUCUAUUGUCAAUGCUGUGGUCAUUACUUCCGCCUGGUCAUCCUCCAACCAAGCCCUGCUGGCUGGAACACGUGUACUCUACUCUUUGGCACUGAAGAAACAAGCUCCUGCUAUCUUUNUGCGCACCACAUCUUGGGGAGUACCUUAUAUGUGUGUUCUCCUUCAAACACUGUUCAUGUUCUUGGCCUUCAUGAGUCUGUCUUCUGGAGCUUUGACUGUCUUUUAUUGGUUCGUGGACUUGGUGGGUUGUGGUGUUUUGAUCUCCUGGUCUUGCAUUCUUGUCAAUCAUUUGAGACUUCUCUCUGCGAUGAAGAAGCAGGGGAUCGAGAGGGCAGAGUUGCCGUGGCAUAACAGAUGGACUCCUUGUUUGUUGAUUCUGCUGACCAAUGGUUUUGCUGUCUUUACCCAUGGCGGCUGGUCGGCUAGUUCGUUCGUCUCGUCCUACCUGUAUGUUGCCUUUUUCCCUCAAUCUCCUCGAGCGACGCUAACAAAUCUCCCAGCGNAUAUCCCUCUCAUCCUUGUCGCCUACCUUGGAUGGAAGUACUUCAAGGGAACGAAGUUUGUCGCUCUAAGAGACAUCCCCAUCAGAGCUGCUUUGGACGAAAUCAAGGAUAACCCUGAGACGCCCGAGCCUGUACGCAAAGGCUGGAAAGGCGUUGUAAUGAAACUGCUUUGGGAG
Molecule: messenger RNA, 1726 nt
Organism: Aureobasidium musti
Lineage: Eukaryota; Fungi; Ascomycota; Dothideomycetes; Dothideales; Saccotheciaceae
Source: the annotation of a GenBank genome assembly